AUGCACUUUCACUUUAUGAAACUGGCCAUCGAGCAAGCAAACUUGUCCAUACCCGUCCCCUCCGGCUACUGUGUAGGCGCCGUCCUUGUUCAAGAAACCUUGCGGGAAACCAAUACCGUCAGACAUAGCAAUAAUGACAGUACCGAUGAUAUAUCAUCGCAGGAAUUUGAGGAGGACAAGGACGAGGGGUAUGCGGAUCGGUUUAGGGUUGUAGUUACAGGAUAUUCACGAGAGUUACCGGGGAAUACUCAUGCAGAGGAGUGUUGUUUGUUGAAGCUUGCUGCUUUGGGAGCCGAUACUGGAUCGAGGGAUGAUUAUUUUGAGGAUGACAAUGAUGAGGAUGAUGGAGAGGGUGAAGUAGCACCGUUAGCAGGAACGGCAGCAACAGGAGCAGCAGCAGCAUGUAAUGGUGGAUGUGGUAGUGAGCGAUGCAACAACAGCAACGGCACCGACAAUAAUCAGAUCAGCAAUAGGAGCGGCCGCAAGCUCAAGUCGAGGAGGAAAUGGAUCAUGUAUAGCACGAUGGAGCCAUGUAGUACACGCCUGUCCGGGAACCGAUCGUGCUCCGACCGCCUGAUUGCCUCAGGUAUCCGACAGGUGUAUGUGGGUGUACGGGAACCGGACCACUUUGUGAAGACGGUGGUUGGAGUGGAGAAUAUGGUUGAGAAAGGGAUUGAGGUGAUUCAUAUCCCGGGUCUGGAGGACGAGUGUCUGGCACCCAACCGACAUGUCCUGGACCUUUAG
Molecule: messenger RNA, 744 nt
Organism: Linnemannia hyalina
Lineage: Eukaryota; Fungi; Mortierellomycota; Mortierellomycetes; Mortierellales; Mortierellaceae
Source: the annotation of a GenBank genome assembly